This is a messenger RNA of Periconia digitata, 2152 nucleotides long. Lineage: Eukaryota; Fungi; Ascomycota; Dothideomycetes; Pleosporales; Periconiaceae. The record is from the annotation of a GenBank genome assembly.
CCCGAGCUUCUCACAUGAUGCUGAACUGGAGGUUUCGCAGCCCUCCACGCUCUCUUGUCCCCAGCCCAGGAAGAUGCCGCCCGAACGCACGCGCCGAACCGUGAAGGCCUGUGUCAUCUGCCACAAGAAGAAGAUCCGGUGUGAUAUCGAUGAAAUCGAGGGAAGCGUAUGCACGCCUUGCGCAAGAGAUGGCUACGACUGUGUGCCGCGCGAGCGCAAGCGAAAACGAUUUACCCUUUCCCCGUCACCUCCCAUUCGGCAGCGGGUGCCGCAUCACAAGGGGAACCCGGUUUUGCCAGAGAGCAGUCGAUCGACACUGAGCGAUGCGUUUUCCACCAUAUCGAACCCUGCUGUCGGGAACGGAGACGCGGCCAAGCUGCAAUCCCAGGACCCGAGCUGGAAAUCCGAGAGCGAUCCCGACCGACAGCUUUCGAGCGCCGCAAGUCUCGGGGUUGUGUCUCCCCCAAAGCUUGAUCAGCAUCACAGUCCCGAGUUCCAGGCAUUUUCCGAGCAGACCCAAGCCAGUGCAACGGCAUCGACGUAUGCCUCUUCUUCCAACGUCGUCAGCUAUCUCGGCCGUCUAGAGUAUCUCCGGAACGAUGUACCCGUCAACGAUGAUGCUGGACUCCCCAGCAAGAUGCCCCGUCGACUCUCCGACACUGACCUUGAGAUACUCAAACUUCGGCGCGUCGAGGACUUGCCUCCAAAAGCAGUGCGCGACUCUCUGAUGAACGCUUUUUGGACAAGAUGCUAUCCCUGGACUCCGGUUGUGGAGCGUAGUUGGAUCAACGAUAGUAGCCCCGAGCACGUGUCACUUUUACUUCAGCACUCCAUUUUUCUCGCUGGAAGCAGAGUCAGUCCCUAUCAUCCAAUCUACACGCCCGAACAUUUUUACAAAAAGGCUCGGGUGCUGUUCUGGAUGAAUGCGGAAGAAGACCCCAUCAUCACUAUUGCCGCAACGCUACUCAUGCACUGGUUUAAUCCCGAAGGGCCAGAGAGGGUGUCUCUCGACACUAGCAGCUUUUGGUUACGAGUGUGUAUAGGUCUCGCUUUCCAGGUCGGUCUGCAUAGAGAACCCACUGGCAGGCCUGAUGCAGGGUUGAGGAAGAAGAUCUGGUGGUCUCUGGUGACCCGGGACUGUUUGAUUAAUGCUGGCCAUGGCCGACCACGAGCAAUCGACCUGAAAUCGGCAGAUGUCUCGCCUACUUCGUAUAUGGAUUUCAACGGGGCGAGUGCGCCUGCUGAUUUAUUUGCAGCGUACGUAGAUAUCUCGUGCAUAUUAGGAGAUCUCACACAAAGCUACUUGCGCAAACACGGUCUCCAGGAACACAAAAAGUCCCUCGAAGAUCGACUGUUCCGCUGGAUCAGAACGCUCCCACCACACCUCCAGCUCUACAAAACCCAAGACACGCAAUCCUCAACCCCCUACGACUUCGAGACCCGGCAACUCCACAUUCAAUACUUCACAGUCCUCGUCAUUCUCAACCGGCCCACUGACCCAAAAUUCUCGCCCUCAACCGCCUCCCUCCUCGCAUCCUCUUACAUCGCCGGCAUCUUUGAAGGCUUCCUCGCGCGCGAUGAAUUGCAAUUCCUCGGCCCUAUAUUCACGUUCUACUGCCUCACGGCCGGCAUGUCUCAGCUCUCCUGCUACCGUUACUCGGGACUCCUGGACACGGCGGAAAAGAACCUUUCCAUCGUACGUCGCGCGCUCGAGGAACUCGGUAAACGCUGGCCCAGCGCGGUGGGAAGCUUGCGCCACCUGAUGGACGUCCGCGAGAAGAUCCUUCAACGACCCACGCUCGACCGCCGGUUCCCAGAUUCCAACAUGUCGGUUGCCACGGCGCACUUCUUCCACGCGUUCCCGCAGGAGCUGUGUCGCAUGUGGGGGCCCAUCCACGCGCAGACGACGGGGAUCGCGCCGAGGGAACUGGAGACGGCGGGGAUUUUGCAGGGGCUGCGGACGCCCGGGAUCACCCCGCUAGAGAUGAGUGUCGUUGAUGGUUCGGCGUUGCAGGCGGGCGUGGGUGGGGUCGCGGGUGAGGUUGGGAUCGAACCUACGCUUCUGCAGCCUCAGGAGUGGUUUGUGCCGUAUGGGGCGGGUGGGCUGGGGAACUGGCUUAUGAUUGAUUGGGAUCAGGCGUUUGGGUGGUGA